AUCAGUCAGACAUUUUCCCUAAAACGGUGCGGACGUUAAAGUUAAACUGAUACGGAAAAACUGUAUUAUGUUAGUUGUUUGACGAUUUGGAUACACUUUAUAAGAAUAUACAAACAAACUAACAUGCAUACAAAGAGUGCAAGCAUAAAUAGUUGAAACAUUUGAUGUGAAGGGAAAAAUAUGCACUGACGGGACUUUCUAACAAACAAAUAAAACAAAACACAAAAAGCAAAACGCACAAAAAAUAACUAAAUAAAUCGAAACAGUGAUAAUCUCAUACUAUUUGAUUAAUUGAAAACUACAACAAAAAUGACUUUGUAAUAUUGAAAAUAGUCAAGGCAUAAAACUCGCAUCACUAUUUCUCAAAAGGAGCAAGGGAAGCACGAAAAAAGGCUGAAAGUGGCGUUGUGAUAUCACUGAGCAGCACAGACUCCAAUACAGGCUCGAGUGAAGAUGCAUCGGAACCGGGCUCACCAUUUAGCCAACACUCAAUAAUAGGCGACGAGCAACAGAGCAAUUCGCCCGCCAAGGCUAGUAAAAGUGGCUCCGAAAGCCAUAGAAUCAUGCCAACACAAACAAAAUUGGCUCCGGCGAAAGGCAACGCCAACAGUGGACAAGCGACAAAUGUUAGCUCGAAUGCUUCCACUAGUGGCUCAAACGUCCAUGCACACACUGUCACUGGAACAAAUAGCAAUAGUAACAAUAACACUGCCAAAUUGAAACAAAUACAACAGCAACAACAAAAAAACAACACUGCCACCACACGUAAUGGACUACCUACACUUCAAUGGCCCUGGAAUACUGCGUCAAGUAGUAGUACCGCACAUCCAACUAACUCGCCAGGGUCUGCGCAACAAAGUAAAAAGCGUAGUGCUGUUAGUGUAAUGUCUCCAGACAAUAACUCAGGUAAAAAAGCAAGGAACGCUGGUGCUGAUAGCGCGACAAAUUGUUCUUCCGCGAGCACGUCCUCCAGCGCAAGUGGAAUUAGCGCUGCAAAAAGACUGAAAGCGGCGGCAUUAGAGGAGUCGCAGACGAAAAUCACCGGUUACUUUAAGUCUCAAAUGAAAUCGCAAAUCCAUCAAAAUAAUAUCACUAAACGCAAUAUGGAAUCUGUGCUGAUCGCGGCCUGUAGUUCGUCGGGCACUGGUAUGAGUACAACUUCGCUUACAAUGAGUGCACCUGCCACUACUGCCUCACUAAACAAAUACUUCAACAUAUUAGCGCAGUUGAAGGAGAAUAGCAACCUCAAUAACAGUGGCGGUAGUAGCAACAGUAACUCUAUACCCAAACCAGCUCUAAUUUCAUCAUCUACGUCUUUAAAUAGUAACAUAAUUGCAGCAGCUCCAUCGGCGCCGACUUCAAACUCUGCCACACCAUCAACAUCUGUCACAUCGGGUUCGUCCGCAGGUGGUGUGAUUGCACUUACCGCAGCCACUGCGAUGCCGACCAUGCCGGUGCCUGCUUUGAAAAAGAUCGAACGGAGUAAGCCUACCAAAAUUGCUCAGGUCGCGCCUAAUUUGCGAAAAACCCCUUCAACUUCGGGAAACUAUACAAAUGGGACCGGUAAAUCACCUGCAAAAAAGCAUGUAGCCAUAGCGCCGCGUACGCCUGAAAUGAAACAACAACAAAUGCAGCAACAGCAACAACAAGCCGCAGCGAAAGCUGAAGCAGCUGCUGCAAAACAGGCGGCCACAUCAGCUACACAACAGCCUCAAACAGCCACUCAGGUGACGGCAAACCCACCAGCAGUACUGCUUACUGCCAUACGUUUGCCUGCACAAACAACUAAUGCGUCUACGCCAGCAACGGCCACACAGCUGAAGUCAGCAGUAGCUCCUCCGAAGUUAGCGCCGGUUGCAACAGCCACUGCGACAACAACAACUGCCGCACCUGCAACUGGUCAGACGCUUUAUCAACUUCCCGCCGUACAACUGCCGAAUCUAGUCCAACUGCCUCAGCUAUUAGCUGCCACCAAUGGCGCAAAUAUAAUGCAGUUGAACAAUGUUGCAACAGCAGCGAAAAACGCCAAUACAACAGCGGCCGCUGCAGCCGCCGCAGCAACGUCAGCACAAGCUGCACAGGCAGCAGCCGCCCAAUAUUUUCUUAAUGGUACUGUGUUUAAACUGCAGCAAUUCACUACUGCAACUACAACAACAGCAACUUCAGCGGUGGCUGCCGCUAGUGCCGCUGCCACUGCCAACCCAUUCAACUUGAUGACUGCCGCAGACCUACAAGAUAUACUCAUUAAGCAGCAACAACAGCUUCAACAACAACAACAACUACAAUUACAGCAACAACAGAAAGCUGCGGCCGUUGCUGCCGCUGCAGCCGCUUCGGCUACAAACUCAAGUUUCCAGGAGAUCUUCCAGCAACAAAUCGCUGCGGCUAUUGCGGCGAAUCAGCAGCAGCAGCAACAACAACAACAGCAGCAAUUUCAACAGCUACAACGCUUGGGAGCAGCGGCUGCACAACCGGUAUUUAUGGCCACUCCAGCGGGCCUGCUGCUAAACGCGGCCUCACUACCAGCCAUGCUGGCACAAGCGGCUGCUGCGCUAGCUGUGAACAACAGCCAACAGCAACAACAACAAAAGCAAAUUCAAAUGCAGCAUCCACAGCAACUGCCUGCCCUUCAACCGAUACAGCCAAGUGCGCUACCUGCUUUAAGUUCCAUAUUCGCUGGUGCAGCUCAGCAACAACAGCAGCAAGCUGGUACCACGCAUGAGCACCACACUGACUUCCAGCAACAGCAGCAACAACUUUUAGCAUUUUUCCAACAACAACAACAACAGCAACAACCACAAUUUAUAACAGCAACUCAGCCACCACCCCUCUCGGCUGUAAAUGUGACCUCGGCGCCAAGUGCAUCUUCGGCAGGAACAUUAACGCCACUGCCAGUUAACGCAACCACAACCGUCACCCCUGUCAAUAACGUGAACACUGCCAAAUUGGCUAUAGUAAAAGCAAACACUGCCUCUACAGCUCCACAACAAUUUACAGCACUGAAUUCGCAGCCGCCGCCAUUGGUCACUAUUUCACAUGGCAAAACACGCGCCGCGGCAGUAGCGCCGGCAACUGUUAACAGCACUCCUGUGAACACUAGCGCAUCGGCAAACAAACCAGCAGCACUUGCAAAACCGUAUCAGAAGCGAAUGCCAAAAGUCGCGCCAACUCCGGUACCAGUAGCGCCCGCACCAAGCAAACCUUCACUAGCAAGUGCCAAAGCGAAGAUCUCUACCAAUUGUAAAAUCAUUGCCACGCCUACUACGCCGCCUCCAUUAGUGCCAGCGUUGAGUAGCAACUCUAGCAAUUGUGGAAACGUUGCGUCGUCACCCACCAGUCGUACUGCCCCAAUGACGAAGCAAUUGCUACCUGCUGCUGGACUGCCUACGCCUGCACUCAUAAGCAUCGCACCCGCACCGGCUACGAAUACAACAACAACUACCGCGGCAGGCGGUGUCAAUGCAACAGUAAUUCCAAGUGCCAUUAAAUUGUCACCAUUACCGCCGCUUGCUCCGAAAAUAAGCAUAACACCAACACCAAUAACAACCACCAUACCUUCCCCAGCGCCACCAACAGCAAAAGUAAUCAUUGCCAGCACUACUGUUACUUCAACCACAAACACAACUUCCACUCCUGAUCUCUUCGACUUGGUUAAAAAUUCGAAUGGCGCCGUCACAAUAGCUGCACCCCUCACAAGCAGUAACAGCAACAGUAGCAACAAUAACGUAUUUAACAAGUGUACUUCGCUACUGCCUUCAUUCUGCAACUCAUCGCUGUCGUCGUAUUCAUCCGCGUCCUCGCCUUCUCUUUGCUCCACUUCCAACACCACAUCGAGCGAUAGUUUCUGCUCUAAGAUCAAAGAGGAGCCUCUGGAUGAAGUUGCCGCUGUCCCGUCUGCUAACACAUCCGAUAGCGGUAUUAAAUUGGAAAGCUUUACUGCAUCAACGCAUAAUCAAAUGCUAUUGGGGGAUAUUAAGGUCGAACUAAUGGAAGACACAACUGAAAUGUACCCCUCAACUAGCACCGGUACUUCGGCCAGCAUCGUCAAAGGCAUCACGCAAGCGAAUGAAUAUUCAUCGUACUCGUUUAGCUCACACUCGAAUUCCGUGUCUUCGGCAGCUGAUCUCUCGCUUGAAGCCUCUACCCCACCGUCGCUCUCUUCGCUAUCCGCCUCCUGUUCCUCUGCACCAUCCCCAGCACCUUCUUCGUCGGUGGGUGCGUCACCGCGCAAUUCCCCGCCUCCACUGCCGCCAACACAAUCAUGUGAAUCAAAUUCUGCAUCUCUUAGCUCAGAAUCAUCCGCAUCAUGUGUCACUGCAGGUACGGGCAGAGAUAUGCUUAGCGAAAUGGUAACAUCUUCAUGCAUAUCAUCCAAUCUUACGUCGGAUGUGUCGAACUCGGUAGAUGGCACAACGGCGAAUCAGAAGGUGCUUACCGCCGGAUUCGAAGAUAUAGAAAAGGAUGCCAAUGUGGAUGAGGAAAUCGGCGAAAAACGCGAUUUACCCACACCGGAGUCUGGCAUUGGAGGCAGUUUGACAGCUAGCGAAAGCAGCGAAUCCAUCGUCAGCUCAAUCUCCAAUAAUAGCAGUAAAGCUGAAGUAAUAGCUAACAUCAUCAAUUCGAUUGACUCCAAUUCGCCGCCACCCACUCCACUGUCCGGCAUUAGCGCCAGCAGUGCAGAUAGCGCAAGCCGCAGUAUCAGCUGCUUGCGUUCCACCUCCAGCGAUAACAAUUCAAUCAACAGCAAUGUACCAUCACCGAUCUCACCACCUACGACUUUCAGCGCUGAUUUAAGUAGUGGCGCUUCUUUAUCGGAAACAACAACAAGUUCUACCUCCAACAGUGCCGUGCCUAUUGCAUCCAAUUUGCCUAACAGCAUUGACAAUAGCAAUUCGAACAGCUGCACCAGCAGUAGUAGUAGCAGCAUCAGCGGCGAUCCGCAGUCAACGUCCAGUAGCAGCAAUUGCUUCAACUCUACACCUACACUCAUCGACACCAAACUCGCUGAGUCCAACAGUGAAUCACUGCCUAAAUGCGCUAUCUCGCCAAUACUCUCUCAGCCGAAAACUAUACGUUUCCCUGCAGAAGCAGGCGGUUUUCGCUAUGGUCCAAAAGGUGCUAAACGUCAUGAUGGCGUAUGUUACUGGGAUAAAUGCAAUAAGAAGCAUGACAGCUGCUCCAAAUUACUGGAUCAUAUGCAGACACAACAUGUGAACACACAAACCGGUCCAUUCUCAUGCCUCUGGGUCGGUUGCAAGGUAUAUAACAAGGAAUCGUGUUCGCGCCGCUGGUUGGAACGGCAUGUACUGUCUCAUGGAGGUUCCAAACAGUUCAAGUGCAUUGUCGAAGGAUGCGGACUUCGUUUUGGAUCACAGCUGGCUCUGCAAAAACAUAUUAAUAAUCAUUUUACGGCUACCGAAAAUAAGGAGAGCUCGAACAAACGUACCUCAGAUCCACCAGUGCCCAAACAAUUGCGAAAGAAUGGCAAAAAGUUGCGCUAUCGACGUCAACCAUUCUCAGCGCGAAUGUUCGACUUCUUUGAUGCCGGAAUAAUGGAAGGUCUUCAGCAUCGUCUGCGUCAGAUUAGCGUGCUUUCUGAUGGCUGUAGCGCGAUAACAUUUCAUGGUCAAUGCAUGAUGCAGCGCCGCACACGGCAAGGUACUUACGAAAGUUUCGUUUCUUGGACGCCUCGUGAAAUCAUAUCCGAUGAGUGGGUCCCAACUUGCGAGGGACCAUACACAAAGACAGUUAACAUCAGACAAAUGCGUCCUGCAGAGAAGAUUAAGGUUGAGGGUCUACUUGCCACUGCUUACAAAUUACCAUAUUCGCCUAACCUCUUCGAUGAUGUCGACGACGAAGAUGAGGAGGAUGAAGAGGAAGGUUCCGAUUAUGAGGACGAAGAUGAUGAAAAUAAUGACGAAGAAGAAUUAGCUACUUUAGUAGAAACGGUGCGCAGCUCACAACAGCAAAGUGUAAUUGCUAUUUCCCGAUUGCAAAUGCAGCAGCGCCGCAAACAUCCGCGUAAGCCGAUGAAACGUGUGCAUAUAGAAACGCCAUUAAAUGUUUAAAAAAUUGAAGAAAGUUAUAGUGGAAUAUACACUACAACGGCUCAAUGAUCUCCUACUGAGAAUAGCAAAAGAUGCAAGAAAUGCAGCGCUAAGUUGCGACGUCUAUCCUUGUGUGAUUGUAACAAGCCGAAAAAUAUAUCGAUGCUUUGGAGGCAAUCUAAUUUAGUGGUUAAUUGGUUAAUUUGAAACAGUUUCAUUUUCGUAUAUCAGCAGCGCACACUACUACGCAACGGAUUUAGACGAGUUUAGUAUGAAAACUGCAGGUCAACUAUACAACAUAGAUAAGUUUUUAGUAUUUUUUCUUUAGAAUUAUUCUGAAUAUUGAAUUGAACAUGCAAACAAAUGUAAAUUGUAAUCGCACCUAAGUUCAGAUAUAUAUUUUCGAUUAAUUUUAUUUUUUAUAAAUGUAUUAAAAAUUUAACAUAACAAAUUAUUGUAGAGCAAAACGUAGAAAUUAUAUUUAGCAGUUACAAUAAGACAAUUAGCAUACAUAUAAAGAUGUUUUGUUUUUUGGUUUUUGUGUUUUUACCAAUAACAAGUAAGCCACUUUUAAAUCGCGUAACAGAAAAACAAGAAAAAGUGUGUGAAGUUCUAAUUGAUUAAUUUAUAUUUAUUAAUUUAUAUGCGUUUUUAGUUGAUUUUGUCUGCUUUAGCAAAAUGUUUUUAUUUGUUUUAGUAAGCUUAAUUAUUAUUUUUAAUAUUUGAGUAAUAGUUUAAAGUUAUCCAUUCUUAUACUUUGGAAUAUCAAGCAUUUACCAGCCGUUAAUAUGUAAAUGUCUCAUAGCACAUAAUUGUUGUAAUAUAGAGUAGUACUGUAAGGUGCUUCAGAGUGCUGUAAGUGACUUCAAUAAUGCAAUUCAAUUCAAUUCCAUUGUUAUUAGCAACAGAGUUUCAUAAAAAAAAGUUUAGCUAAAUGCCAUGUGAUACCUUAGUUGAUUUUUUUUUUUUUUUGUUUUUGUAAAUUUUAUCAAACUUAUUUGUCGUGAUUUAUAGUUAAAAAAAUGCACAUAACAGAAAUGAGUUAAGGGGGAACGCCACGCAGAACGCGUGAAAAUUAAGUGAUUUUCAUGAAUUUUUUUUUUUAUAAGUAGGGAUGAUCAUUUGAAGAUCGGACAAAUUAAAAUUUAUUUAACAUAUAUUCAACUAUACUGACACGAAUUUUUAAUUAAAAAUAUUAGAAAUUACAAUUGUUAUUAAUAUUAAGCCAAUGACGUCAUAAAAAACUGAUGCACCCUGGUGGCCACGAUAUAGCGGUGAAAAAUCAUCUGAAAGCAGAAACCCAAAAAAAUGCUUAAUCUAUACAUCAAUGGCUAUGGGAUACGGUACACUAGACAGGGCUAGCUUACUGGGGCGGCAGCCCUUGGUCGGGAAAAACCCGAGUCAUUCCGGUAACGUAGAACCGGCUGCCAAUGGCUAUCGUCGUACGUGGCGGUUUAUAGGUAUAUAUUAUUAUUAUCUUUUUUUUUUUUAGAAAAUGGUGCAGAUUUGAAAAUUGAGUUUGUGUUUUUAACCUUUUUUUCGAAAGGCUUGAAAAAAUAUUAAUUUUCGGAAUUUUUGAAAACGGCUGUGUACGACUAUAGCCAAUACAUGCACAAAAAUUAAAAAAAAAAUUAAAAUCGGUUCAUAAGUCUUCGAGAAAUCGAGGCCACCGUGUUCAGAAAAGUCGUUUUGAGAAAAACGCGUUUAAAGUUUUCAUUGGCCGUUGUAACUCACUACCUGCACUUAUUGUAUUGGGUAUAACUUCGUCAAUUUUCAAGAUUUUAAGUAAAUUUUUUUUUUACAUAUUUUUGAAUAUAUCUACUUUAAGAAAAUGCAAAAAAAAUCGAUUUUAUUUUGAAAAAUCACAGUGGUAUUCCCCCUUAAAACAGAAGUCAAGCUUGAUUUAAUAUUUUUGACGUUAUUCAGUAACUACUAAUAUGCAUUUUCUUUUUAUAAUGAAGAAAAUAUACGAAACGAAGUGCGUGUUAAUAAACUGAAUGCUGAGUUAUGAAAACGGUCUGAAUUCCUUAGUUUUUUUUUUUUGAAUAUAAAAGGAGUAUUAAAACAGAAUUUCAACAAAGUAAUUUAAAUUUGCGAAAUUUCGCGCCAAUCGAUUGUUAAAAAAUAAAACGAAUUCUACAAACUCCGCUCGUUGCUAUCAUGACAAACACUUUUAGCGCCCUUUGAAGAAAUCACUUACAAACGCUAUCUCAAAGCACUUUAUAAGACAGAACCUUAUCAAAAAACGCGCCAACCAGCCAACAGCAUAGGGCACAAGUGUCCACUAGCCCACCCGUUAAGGAAGUUGCAAAGAGAAAACAAAUGAACAAAUUUCAUAUUUUUUAUUUGUAAAUAAAUAUGUUUAUAUGCAUAGUUUUUGUUAAUGUUUAUAUUUUUUAGACAUGGUUUUAAUUUUUUUUUUAUAUAAAAAGAGCCACUUAGUUGCGUAGAUCUGAACGCUAACAAAUGUCAUGCAAUGCAAAGCAAAUACAAGAAGACUUUUUGAAACUGCUAUUUAAUUGAUACAAACGUAUGUAUUUAAGUAUUUUGUAUCUCGAGUACAAGCCGCAUUCAGAGAGAGAGAGAGAAAGUGUACAUUGAUAGGUUUAUAACAGUACGCAAAUGUGCCGUAGUUAGUAGUGUAGGUUAAUGUAAUAAAUGUCAGCAAUGCUUGCUAGUAAAAUUAUUAUACAUUUAGCAUAUAAAGAUAUAUAUGAAAAAAUACAACAACACCAUGUGACUGGUUUGAAACAGAGCAAACGUUCGUAUAAGAACCUACCUAUAAACUGGAAUUACAAUUAAAUAAUUAUAAUUUUUAUAAAAUUAUUUUCGUACCUAUGUAACACUUAAUUCGUAAUGCAAUUAGUUAUUUAUUUUGUAAAUAAAAAACGACAACAAGUUUCAAGCACUGCAGCGAGCAGGCUAGAAGGGGCUCAACACCUUUGUAAAUCUAGAGACUCCACACGCCUGCCUAUUAUUACAUGCGCAUAGACAUUCGCUACUAAAUAAAUUCUUAUUUGUAAAACAGCGUAAAAUACGAUGAAAGCUAUUUUAUAUAUAAAUUGUAAAAACGUAAUGUCAGCUACUCAGCUACUCAGCAAGCAAAUCAUUUAGUCAAAAUCACAAAGUAAAAUUGAGAUCAAUAGCAUUUAAGUUUAGUUUAGUGUGUUUAGAGCGUUUUUUUUUAUUUCUUAUUAUUAUUAUUGUUUUUUUUUUUUUUGACACAUGCCAGUGCCUAUGUGCACCAGCCUGUGCGUAGGCAAAUCAUAUAUGCAACAAGACUUGUACUAUUUAAAGAAGAAGCAAAGGUCCGACUUAUUGUAACUAAGUUUUUACCCGUGCGACGACACAGCCACUCUAAAACGUACGUUUGCCAAGUAAUACAUACAUACUUACGCGUAGGUAUGUCUAGUUUAUUUAAGCUUAAUUAAUAUGCAUCUAUUGAAAUGCGUAUUUCAGCGCCGUCACGCUUCUUUCACGAAUUAGUCGUUAGUUGAAAAGUUACGAAUUAUAAAAAUGUUAUUUUUGCUUUUCCACACACUUAGUAUUACACGCACUGUAUAAUAGUGACUAUAUUUCUCUGCUCAUAUACCGAUUUACUAUGCUACUAUGAACAGCAAACAAAUUUAACAAAUAUCUAAUUUUUUUUUUUUUUUUGUUAAGGAAAACGAAUUUUCUUUGUAUUGUAGGAAAUCAACGCGUUUCGGUUUUAAGUAUUCGCAAGUUUUACUGCUAUCCGGCAGAAAAUGAAACUGGAACAUAAACAAAAACAACUCAAAUUUUACGCGGGUUAAUAUUCACUUUUUUGCAAUUUUUUAAGUAAUUGUCGUUUGAAUUUUUUUUUAAUUUUUAUAGCUGCUAGUAAAUUACACAUAUUCAUAUAAUAAAAUAAUAAAAACAAAAAAAAAAACAUUUACAUAUAUACUUUAAGCAUAGAUACAUAAACCGUUUGGUACUAACGUAUAUUAGCUGCAUAUGCGUGUGUGUUCGCAACAUACUACAUUCACACAUAAAUACAUACAUCUUAUGCAUUUUCAUUACCUUACCAUUAUACAAAUAUUUUAAUGCUAUAAUUUGUAUAUACAUAAAAAUCGUGCAGGUAUAAGCUAUUAUACGCGUACACACAAUAUUUUGCAUACCUACAAGCAUUUUUUCCAUUAUUGCGAAAUAUAUGAAAAAUAAUUUUUUAA
This is a messenger RNA of Anastrepha ludens (Mexican fruit fly), 10237 nucleotides long. It is a transcript of the gene jing, whose product is annotated as zinc finger protein jing. The record is from RefSeq and is a predicted model, not a curated record. Gene Ontology annotation, biological process: regulation of transcription by RNA polymerase II. Lineage: Eukaryota; Metazoa; Arthropoda; Insecta; Diptera; Tephritidae. Gene Ontology annotation, cellular component: ESC/E(Z) complex. Bases 564 to 6068 code for a protein of 1834 amino acids. The transcript has 8 exons.